Messenger RNA from Exophiala oligosperma, 2247 nucleotides. RefSeq lists its product as uncharacterized. The transcript has a single exon. The record is from RefSeq and is a predicted model, not a curated record. Gene Ontology annotation, biological process: ribosome biogenesis. The coding region runs from base 232 to 1341 and encodes 369 amino acids. NCBI's taxonomy places the organism in Eukaryota, Fungi, Ascomycota, Eurotiomycetes, Chaetothyriales, Herpotrichiellaceae.
AAAUGCAUGAGUGAGUGAGUCAAGCCAGACCGCCACACUGCAUACACUGCCUACACCUCCUGCAACUAAACUCACCCUCUCUUGUCCAUGAUUCUAGUUCUUCUUUCUAUCUGGAUGCAUGUGCUUGAAUACGCGAAGGGCCGUGAAUAUCAGAGCACAUUUCAAUCUUCCGCGCAUUGAAAACGUCACUCCGUCGGUACCGAUAUAUUCCUCCUACUUACUACCGUCACCAUGCCUAUGAUACAACAGCCUGCGAACCAGAUCAAAUUGACCAAUGUCUCACUGGUCCGCUACAAGAAGGGCAAGAAGAGAUUUGAACUAGCAUGUUACAAAAAUAAGCUGCUCGAAUACCGCUCAGGCACCGAGACCGAUCUCGACAAUGUCCUUCAAGUUCCCACCGUCUUCCUCAAUGCAUCCAAGGGCGAGACUGCACCAAAUGCCGAACUUGCCAAAGCCUGGCCUAUGCCACCAUCCGAGUCCUCGCACAGUGGCAGGUCGGGCGGCAAGGGUGGGAAAAAGGGCAAAGGAAAGGCUGCAGACGAGGGCGAAGACGAGAAAUCCUGGAAAGAUUCCAUUAUAGAAGAGAUUCUCAAAAAGGGUGAAAUACAAGUCAAUGCCAACGAGAGAAAAGAACUACUGGAACGGAUGGAGCGAGAGAUUGUUGAAGAAGUCGCCCAGAGACUGGUCGACCCACAGACGAAGAGGGUGUACACGACCGGAAUGAUCAAGAAGGGAUUAGACGUUCUCACCAAGCAAGGCGGUCACGCCCCCCCUCAAGACUCACUUGGGCACAAACUCGGCAAAUUGAACCUGGGAGAAGGUGGGAAAAUGGGGUAUGGUCUACCGAAAGGCUCCAGCGAGACAAGUGGUCAAGCCACCCCCAUGACCGACGACGACAACGACUCGACGAGUGCCAGCACUAGAGGCAAAAAGAGCGACAUGCCCAUGUGGACCGGCGUCGUGACAACAAAGUCGGUGAAACAGCAAGCUCUUGAGGCCAUCCGCGCAUUGAUAGCCUGGCAGCCCAUCCCUGUAAUGCGCGCGAGAAUGAGGUUACGCAUUACCUGUCCGACGAGUAUCGCCAAACAGUCAGCAAAGUCCAAGGUGGCCGUGGCGGAAGGGAGUACGGACGGCGACCAAGGCAAAGGUACGGUCAAAGAUAGGAUCCUUUCAUUCGUCGAACAAGUGGAAAGUCAAGACACGGCAGGUGAUGAAUGGGAGGUCAUCGGGUUCGUCGAGCCAGGUGCCUUCAAGGCCUUGGGCGAGUUCUGCUCCGCCGAAACGAAAGGCCGAGGAAGGCUGGAAGUUCUCGAUAUGGCAGUAACACACACCGACGACUGAAUUGCGAUGCAUGAACACCUACAACGAGGCGCACACACCUCUUGCAGCUAUAAAUCUCCUUUACGUCCCAAAAGAUGACAUGAGACGCUAUGGACCGGCACCCCGAUGUCGCGGCACAUGACGAUCGUCUCUCUGCCACGAGGUCCAGUCUCCUCCUACCACCCUGGACAAAACAAAACAUGCUAUAGAUGGUAACAUCCGUGGUUACGAUGCAUCACUCACCUAGAAAGGGUGCUGAGUCGGACAUGGAAAUCGGAGGCAUGAGCCAAGUUAGGCAAAAAGAAACAAAAAAAAGGCCAAGGCUCCCACCCCCCAAUGUGGGAGAGAGUUAAUCAUACUCUGACAUGACACGAGAAGCAUGGUCACAAUGAUCUAUGAAAUGAGGACGUUGUUCGGGGGGGUUCCGAGAGGCUUGCUUGCUUGCUGUAUGCGACAAAGCCAAUGUACUGUGUCACUCAACGACAUCUCGCCUCUUCAACGAUUGGGGUCGCCGUAGUUUGCAAAGCCUCGAUGUUUCCCGCCCCGGACCGAAGUAGAGCCUUGACUCGUUGAGUGGUUAUUCACUAUAAAUAUACCUCACAUGAUCAUCAUGUUACACCCUCCAAGAAAAAAAGCACGAGCGCGAGGAAAAAGGCCAGAACGAUCCCACCAAACCCCCAAGUCAUCAUUGCGUUAAUUUCACCACACAACAUGGAUGGGACAUGGGGUGGUGAGCCGGGUUACUUAUCAGGUCCGUCGAGGCAAUAAGAGACCGACACCGCCCAUGUUUCCUUACCAGAUGACAAGGCUGAGCAGUGAGGUGGCCUAAGGAAUGGAGUACGUCUUUAGAUGGCCUGUUUGUGAGACACAUGGUAUACAGCACGAAACUUAACGAUUUCAAAGUCAAGCAUAUUUUUGUCAUGGUUC